ACACAAACUGCAAAAUCUGAUGUAGCAGAAAACAUCCACUUCAUUAACCCCAGACAUGACGGGCCACGCAGCAACACACUGUUUGUUCUUGCCUUGGCAUCUAUGCAGCAGAUUGGACAAAUAUUUAGCUGUUUCAAUUUUCACAGCACAGCAGAUUAAGCAAAAGCCAUAUCUCUCUACUAAUUUUAGAUUCCUGUCAAACCCAGCCUUUCUCAAUCUUUGCUCUUCCUCUGUCCGUUUGAACUCAUCUAUUCGGUUAACCCCUGCGUGACAUGAGCAGCACAGCUGGGACCUCUCCAUUAUUUAGUUUUCUACCCUCUUGUCGGCUUCCUCUGAGGGUUACAGGCCCUGCAGUGCGCUACAGUACGCGCUCCGUACGACUUCCUUGUUGUUUUCGAUCAUCUUGGCUGUGUCAGCAACAAACCUGAGCUCAGGGGAGAGGCUCUCAAGUCUAUUCAUUUUGAAUGAGGCUUUACUGUCAUCUGCCACUCAGUCCUUAUGGUGACUGUUCUCUUGAAGGCACUGCUGAUACAUACAUCUUGAAUGGUAUACAAGAACAAAACGAUUUGUGGGCAAAGAACUGUGUGUUUGGUCAAGGUUAAGUUUGAUACACUGCUGAAGAUGCUCCCUCUACUGAAAUAUGAGAGAGCACCUGGUAAUUCACACCCUUUCUAUAUUUCAUGAAUGGUGUCACGCUUCUUACAGGUAGGGCUGGAUGAUAAAUUGGAUUUUAAUUUCAGGUACAAUCUAGUAUGAAAUUGCUUCUUAGAAUUCAUUUUCACCAUAAAGCUCUAAUUUUGUUUUGUGUUAGAAAUAAAGCACACCCCUUUACCUGACAGUGGUGUGUUUUUACACUCUAAAAGCCUAAGCUAUUUAGUUCAGCUCAAGCCACAUGGACAGAAAGCGAGCCUUUUGUUCAACAAGACCUAUCGAGAGAAGUAAUUGAAGGAAGGAUUCUGUAGGAGAACAUGGUCAUUGGAAACCGAUUUUUUCCCAGCUGCCUUUAUUUCCAGGGUCUUUAACAUGGUCUGCAAUGGAGGAGUUGGCCUAUGCUCCUCCUCCUGUUGCCAGCAGCGGAGGUCUUCUGAUGUUUAUGAGUUCACUGGGCCUCUUGUUGCCCUUAUCUGAACCCACAGACGUCUCACAGUGGAGGCCAGCAGAGCAACCGGUUGCUUCAUAGUCAAAAACAUCCACUAUUCUGUACCUAUGGGCCUAACUCCUGAUUGAACACCCAUUUUCCCUAUCUCCGAUACUCUGUUAUUUAUUUUUAUAUUACUGGAGGUUUAGGAAACCCCCCCAUGUACGGGGAUGGGGGGUGGUGGUGGGGUUAAAGGCUUUUCAGAUCGCAGAGGAGAAGCUGGGGAUCCCAGCUUUGUUAGAUGCAGAGGACAUGGUGGGUUUAAGGAUCCCAGACAGGCUGAGCAUUCUUACCUACGUCUCCCAGUACUACAACUACUUCAAAGGACGGCCUCCCAUGGGAGGUGUAAAAAGGCCAGCAGAGGGCUCCAAGGAGGAGCCAUCGGAGAAAAAAAAUCUCCCAGUGGUUGCCAAAAGCUUUGUAUCUAAAACUGCCACUGAGAGUUGUUUACCUUCCACUCACACAGCUCAGACCUCACCCAAAUUGGCAAGAGCUUCUACUCAGAAGGUAGUUUUGGCUGAAAACACCAACAAAAACGGGACUCUCAAUAGCAAAUGUGUUGCAUGCAAGGGCCAUGUUCAUCUUGUUCAGAGGCACUUUGUGGAAGGCAAGCUCUAUCACAGAAGCUGUUUCAAGUGUGGCGAGUGCUCCAGCGUACUUCAUGUAGGCGGUUACAAACCUGGGACGGAUCCAGACACUUUUAUCUGUAACUCCCACCAGAACACUUCCAAGACUUCCUCCUCUGAGGCUCUGAUCAAAAAUGGUCUCACCAGUUCAGCUGCGCGACCACUAAAUGAUGCCAGCCUAAAACGGCCUUCACCACACCCCCCUUCGGUGUUGUCAGCCCCACUGAAUAAUGUUUUGAAACCAGUUGCUCCUACUCCAACCUCCCAGUCCUGGACGGCCUCAGCCCAGAAGACACAGGCUGCCCGGCAGAAGUUUUUCCAGGCUGUGCCACAAGUUACUGAAACCUCCAAAGACAACAACAGGAAGCCAACAGAGCAAUCAAGUGUUCAAGUAAGGCCAAAGGUCCCGACUGAUGAUGAUGAUGAUGAUCGAAAGAGCCAGUCAAGGGUAAUGGUUGGAAAAAAACUAGCAGAGCAAAACUACAACAAUAAUAACAAACGCCCAUUUACAAUCCGAUCGGCAGAUGAGAGAUGGUUUGGUGAUGAGCCAAGUUUAGCUGACAGCUCUGCUUUGAAAAAGGAUAAAUGCAGCCAAGCCUCAGCAGGAAACUACGCAGGACAGCCCUCCACCACUCAGGCAAACAAUAAGGAAUUGCCAUGUCUAAAGGCCAUCAAUAAAGACAACACAGGGCCAACAAAUGUACACAAAACCACCAAAGAUCCAGUAUACCAUGAGUGGCAAAGAAAACCUGUUAAAACCGAACUCAGGCUAAAAGAUGCUGAACCUCAAGCUUUUACUGAAAAUCAUAAAGCUGAAUUCAUGUCCACACCUCCAUCUAAUGUCUCAAUUAGUCCAACAAGGCUUCCUCUGGCUCAAACACCUGCAACACCAGGAGUUAGCUUUGCUCUGUUUGAUCCUACGUGCUUUAGGGAAGUCAGUCCCCAGAAACCUCAGCCUGCCUCUGAAAUCCUAGAUUUUAAAUUUGGGAGUUGCUUGCCUGUGAAAUCCUCACCCAGACUCCCAGCUGUGAAAUCUAUUAGCUCUUCAACUACUUUUCCAGCCAAUCAUGGAAAUCCAUCAGCUGCUAAAAAAGGAAAGUAUUUGUCACCCACCAACGCCUCCAGGACUGAAAUGAGGUCACCCUCUGUAAGGUCUUAUCAUAUCCCAAUGGAGCAGAUUGAAAGGGAGCUGAAUGAUAUUGAGACAAACUUGGCUCAUUUGGAGAAGGAUGGUGUGGAGCUGGAACAGAAGCUCCGAAGCUGUGAGGAAGAUGGAGAAGGUGACAUCUUGAUGGACCCACUGAUGGUCGACUGGUUUAACCUCAUUCGAAAAAAACAAAUGUUCAUUAGGAAAGAAUCAGAGCUCGUUUACAUAGCCAGGACUCAAGAGCUGGAGCAGCAGCAGCCAGGUGUUGAGGGGGAACUUCGCAGGCUGCUCGAGAAGCCAGAUCAUUUAAAGUCCAGAGAGGAACAACGGCAGGAGAAGAAACUGAUGCAGAAAUUGAUGGAGAUCGUGGAUGGCAGAAAUGCAAUUGUGGAGGGUCUCGAUGAGGACAGGCUGAGGGAAGUGGAGGAAGAUCAGCAGUUGAAUAAAAUGAUGCAAAACCUUGGAGUGAAGAAAGCCAAAAAUGAAAGGAAAUCCUCCAUCUCAAAACUGUUCAGGCGAAGAAGUAAAAGACGCUUUGAAUGAUCCUAAAGGGGAUUAUUUGAUUUAUUUAUUUUUAUUUUUUACUAAAUUGUCAUUAUUUCUAUUGUAUUAAUAUUCCUUUUAAAUAUUUAACUUUUUUAUGUAUAAUUUGUGCUCAUGGGAAAGAUAACAGAAGAGAUCUCAAAUUAGGAAGGAUGUACCAAGCCAUAUUUUGUCUAUACACCAUUUAAAAAAAAUCAGUGCAAAUGUUUUUGUUUUUUUGUUUAAAAAAAUCACUUUCAAUUCUUGGUUUGUUGCUACUCCACUGUUGUUCCACUGUUAAGGUUGUUCGUAUAGAAAAUUCUCAUUUUCUGUUAAUAUAAUUUCAGUCUCACUAAAGUAAAAUGAAUAUCACAUUUGGGGAUAUACUAAUUUUUAUAUAUAUUCUUGGAAUAAAGUAACAAUUUUAAAAUCGCACAUGGUUUAAAAUAAAAGCAGCGUUGAAUCAACUGUCAUAAUGUCAGAAUGAUGAGGGAACACUGGCUCUUCCACGUGCGAAUAGGAGUGAGGAGGAUAAAUGUGUAAUCCUUUGCCAGUCUUAAGUCAAAAUGAAAUUAUUUCAGUAUUUAUUUAAUAAUGGAUUUUAACAAAUUUCCUGUAAGGAUAUUAGAGGGAGCCUUGACAAUUAAGUUUGAAUGGCUGUGGAGUGUAAAAUGGGGAGCCACACAUGUUGAACUGUUGGGCUGUAGUUCCUCUCUCAGACUGUACUGUAGGUGGCAGCCUGGGUAUGCUGUAUCACACGGCAAGAACUUGGAAAUCCUAUUUGCCACAGUACAGACAGUUAAUUUCUUUGCUAAUUUUAUAAAUGCUGCAAAAAUGUUCAGCUGUGCUGAUGCAAUAAUGUUAUGUGAAAGAGGAUUAGGAAGAGCAGUAGCUUAUGGCUGGCAAAGGCUUAUAAACUAUAGGAUGUAUUGAGCUCUUUAUCUUUAAACCUGGUUUAAUUAAACAUUACUCUUUACUAAUAUCUGCAUCAGAAUUGCUCCAUACCUGAGCUAUUAAAAUGUUGAAAUGACGUGCGAGGGCACUCAUCUGUGAAAAUGGCAUUUGCUGUGUUUGUAAGGAAUGCUCUGUAAUGUUGCAUUUUAGAAGUGUUAUUGAAAGGUGUGUGUAUGCGUUCUCCUAUUUAUAGUAUUUUAAAACUUGAAAUCUGUUGUCCAAUA
Pelmatolapia mariae (spotted tilapia) is the source of this 4611-nucleotide messenger RNA. It is a transcript of the gene micall2a, whose product is annotated as mical-like 2a. Gene Ontology annotation, molecular function: protein binding. The transcript has 16 exons. Lineage: Eukaryota; Metazoa; Chordata; Actinopteri; Cichliformes; Cichlidae. Bases 1391 to 3454 code for a protein of 687 amino acids. The record is from RefSeq and is a predicted model, not a curated record.